Pecten maximus is the source of this 764-nucleotide messenger RNA. Its product is annotated as DNA polymerase alpha catalytic subunit-like. Gene Ontology annotation, cellular component: alpha DNA polymerase:primase complex. The transcript has 6 exons. Gene Ontology annotation, molecular function: DNA replication origin binding; DNA-directed DNA polymerase activity; chromatin binding. Lineage: Eukaryota; Metazoa; Mollusca; Bivalvia; Pectinida; Pectinidae. Bases 6 to 749 code for a protein of 247 amino acids. The record is from RefSeq and is a predicted model, not a curated record. Gene Ontology annotation, biological process: leading strand elongation; lagging strand elongation; mitotic DNA replication initiation.
GCAAUAUGAAAAUGGACACAUUUCCGAAUGAGAGAGCUCUCCUAGGCUACAUGCUUGCCAAAAUCCACAAGAUUGAUCCCGACGUCUUAGUGGGCCACGAUAUCUACGGAUUUGACCUGGACGUGAUGCUCCACAGAAUCAAUGCUAACAAGAUUCCUCACUGGUCAAAACUUGGGCGCCUCAAGAGAACAAAGAUGCCCAAGCUCUCUACUCAUGCUGGAGGGCGGGGGAUCACAGACAAGUACAUCACCUGUGGCCGUCUCUUGUGUGACGUCAAGAUCUCCUCCCGGGAGCUCAUCCGCAGUAGGAGCUACGAUCUCACAGAGCUUGCAAACGUUAUACUGAAACAGAAACGCAUGGAGCUUGACUAUGAACAAAUCAAACACAUGUACCAGUCUACAAAACAGCUUCUCCAGUUUGUUGAACUGACACUCGUUGACUCAACGUUAAUUUUGCGGAUCAUGUAUGAGCUGAACGUCCUACCUCUGGCCUUGCAGAUCACAAACAUAUGUGGAAAUGUGAUGACGAGGACAUUGAUGGGUGGGCGAUCAGAGAGGAAUGAAUAUCUAUUACUACAUGCUUUCACAGAGAAAAACUUCAUCGUUCCUGAUAAAGAAUAUAGGAAGAAAGCUGCAGCACCAGCAGAAGGUGAAGAUGGUGAAGAGAAGGCUCCAACAAAGGGACGAAGGAAACCUGCAUACGCAGGGGGUUUGGUACUGGAACCCAAACGAGGUAUAUCUAAAUAUUAACCUCAUUGACAUGAC